GGGAUGGGAUCUUUUCCGCUUCAGCCUUCUACAGAAUUCCGAUUUAUUGACGAACUAAGUACCAUGGAAGGGCCUCUUUCGAUUCCGCAAAUUGCAUCUUUUUUGGCCGUUCUGUUUCUGCGUUUCAUCUACCGCAUCUUAUUUUGCUUCGUUUUCUUAUGCCUUACAUUUUCUGUUUAA
Molecule: messenger RNA, 180 nt
Organism: Meloidogyne enterolobii
Lineage: Eukaryota; Metazoa; Nematoda; Chromadorea; Rhabditida; Meloidogynidae
Source: the annotation of a GenBank genome assembly